Ahaetulla prasina is the source of this 1819-nucleotide messenger RNA. RefSeq names its product protein NipSnap homolog 3A-like. The record is from RefSeq and is a predicted model, not a curated record. Lineage: Eukaryota; Metazoa; Chordata; Lepidosauria; Squamata; Colubridae. Bases 365 to 1258 code for a protein of 297 amino acids. The transcript has 6 exons. Gene Ontology annotation, cellular component: mitochondrion.
AAUGCUGGUAGUAAUAAUUCAGGAACGGAAAAGCCAGAAAUCCCAUUGAGAACUCGCACAAAAUAUUUGUUUCACUUUGCAAAAAAAAUCCUUCGCUCAAGCCUGGAAUUUCGCGGAGAAUUUUGGGCUACUUAAAAUUGAAGAAACCCCAAGGGCGGCUGGAUUGCAAUCCCGGCCAAGGAUCAAGGAUGCUCAGAGUUGUAAUUUAACCCACAUCUCCGAUGCAGAAGUAGUACUUCCGCGCCCAGCCGGGGACAUUGUAUCUUUCUCAUCCCUCACGCAUCGUAGUAGGAAAGGGCUGGGAAGCGGCAGAGCGGUUUCAAGGUGCUUAGCUAGGAGGCGGCCACGAGGUUCGCUUCGGCCAAUGCUUCGCCUCGAUGCAAGCGGCGGCGGGCGGGCCAGCCAGACCGCAGUAGGAAGUGGCCGUUCCCCGCCCUCAGCUGGGCUACGUGCAGUUGCUGUUGCAGCGCUGCAACCUUUGCGGGGCCCGGCCGAUCAGACCAUGCAGGGCCCCCGGGCUCUCCUCCGAGGAGUCGCGGCAGCGGCGCGAGCGGUCGGUGCCCAGGCUUCAUCUUUUGCCACAGGGCCACGACAGGCAGAUGGCACAUUCUAUGAAUUUCGUACUUACACAAUUAAGCCAAACAAGAUGAAAGAUUUUCUGGACCUCACCGCUAAAAACAUUCACCUUCGCACACUUCAUUCUCCAAUGGUUGGAUACUGGACUCUGGAAUUUGGGGGACUGAAUAAAGUUUUCCACAUUUGGAGAUAUGAGAGCUUUGCGCAAAGGGCUGCUGUCCGUACAGCAUUAACCAAAGAUCAAGAAUGGCAGGAAAAAUACAUGUCUCACAUGCUGCCCUUGUUGGACAAACAAGAGAAUGAGAUUACUUACCUGGUCCCCUGGUGUGAACUUGGCAGCUCUGAAAAAGAUGUGUUGCUGCUCCCAGGAGUCUGUGAGUUGGUCACCUUCCAGAUGAAACCUGGUGGACCAGCAGUGUGGGGACAGUCCUUUAAAGCUGCAAUUAAAGCCCACAUAAACAGUGGAUACACUAAACUGAUUGGGGUCUUCCAUACUGAAUAUGGACUCCUCAACCGAGUUCACGUGCUUUGGUGGAAUGAGAGUCCAGAUAGUCGGGCAGCUGGAAGACAUUAUGCCCAUGAGGAUCCUCGGUUAGUAGCAGCUGUUCGAGAAAUCGUUCAAUUCCUGGAAUCCCAGCAAAACAGCCUCCUCCUUCCUACAGCAUUCUCACCAUUAAAAUAAAUAUAGUGCUUAAUGGGACAAAAAUUAUUUUUCAUUGCACUGUUAAGGGCAUCUAAGGGUUUUAAUAGUCCAGCUAUAUUUUUCCCUGUUUAUAAAAUAUGAUACAAACCUAACCUCUCUUUCUGGUAGCAAUCAUAUACCUAUUUCCCUUGCUGGAAAUGGGAAGUUUAAUCUCUGCCCAGUGAAAUGAAAAUUCAAGAUUGACUAAAUUAUGUUAUGAAAACGAACUUCCGUAAAUUCUUUAUAUUAGGCUCCUUCCUUGUAUAAUUAUAAAUCUGUGAAAAUAAGUCUGUAAAAGGCAAAAAAAAACAAAAAACAGUCCAGAGUGAUUUAAGAAAAGCAUUUUUCUGAACUACUGUAUAUAUCGUGAAGGAUCUUUUCUAAAUGGCCUUCACUGUUCCAAAGCAUUAUUGUCAAGUUUUUAAAUGUACAUUUUGCUUGUCCUAAACCAAAGUGCUGCAUUACUCUGAGGUAAAAUAUGUUUGCCUGCAAUUCUAUCAAACACGGUCUGAAUUUUAUCAUUUAUUUAUCAUUUGUUAACUUGUCGCUGUACUAAAACUG